AAGGCUGGCGGGUGCGGCGCCCCCUGUGGGGGGCCUCGCGGGCCUGCUUGGCCUCGUGCUCUCUGGCGCUGCUGCUGUGCCGCAGGGGGUCCCUCGCCGUGGCGGGGGGUGCGAGACUUGACGGAGCCCAUCGUGCAGAGCGCCGGCCACGAGGCGCCGUGCCGUGCCGAUCCAGAAAGAGCUGGCGAUGUCACGGGUCCACGGCGAGUUCCCGCGCGCCAUGGUCAAGAGCGCCCACAUCGACGAGGACGCGGUGGAGACGGCCUGCGCGGCGCUGGCCAACAGCGUGCUGAAGGGCAACACCUACCAGUUCGAGGCCCUUCAGGUUGUGCUCCGCUCCAUGAUGCCGCCCCUCGCGGGCUCGCAGCAGGUGCGCGGGCCGCCGCCAGAGGCCUUCCCCGAGAAGGCCAGGAUGAAGUGGUCCGAGGAGGACGGACAUGGCCGGGCCCCAAGAGAACCUGCGGCUGCUGCAGGGCUUCGAGGCGGAGUACGCCAGGCGCGUGGCCUUCGCCAGGGAGGGCUUCCGAGACCCGCUGGUGCUCGAGGGCGCCCUGGAUCUGGCAGUCGCCUACCUCAAGUGAUGGGCCUGUUUUCCACCACCACCACCAUAAAUUGGAGGGGGAGGAGGUCCUCCUCCUCCUCCUCGUCCUCCUCCUCCUUCUGGUCCUCCUCCUCCUCGUCCUCCUGCUCCUCCUCCUCCUUUCCCCCUCCAACUCAUGGUGGUGGUGGUGGUGGAAAACAGGCGCAUCAUCAAGAACUACGCCGUGGAUAAGGCGGACGCGCUGUACGCCGCGAUCGAGCCCUACUGCAUGGAGCGCGGUCUGCCCUGGGACAUCAAGUGGCUGCAGGACUGCGCCACCCUCCGCUGCAAGCAGGCGAGGCAGCCAGAAGCGGCUGUGCUGCUUGAGGAGAUUGCGAAGCGGACGCCCCCGCACCCCGCGACCCUCAACAAUCUCGGGACCGUCUACAACAUGAUGCGGCAGCCCGAGAAGGCCGAGGAGUACUUCCUGGCGUCCAUGGAGGUUGCCGGCCACAGCGAACCUGAGAAGGACGACCUCUGGAACAUUGGCAUUGCCAGAAAGAAUAUGGGGCGGUAUGAUGAGGCGCUACCGUUGCUGCUCAAGGCUCUGGAGCAGUGGGAGCGUGAAGAGCCUGACGACGACGUGACGUUGGCGAAACUGCAAGACACUGUCGGUAGCUGCUACGAUCUGAUGGGGCAGCCAGACAAGGGUGUCGAGCACUUCACCAAGGCACGUAUACUUUUCGGGCGAAGCAUCGGUGCAGACAGCCCGCUCUAUGGCAGCGCCUGCGAGGGGCUGACGAAGUCACUGAUCCAUGCUGGCAGGUACGCGGAAGGCUUCGACAGGUUGGAGGAGACGUUCCUGAACGUCGCGGAAAAGGACGACGCCGUCCAUCCCACGCCCCUCUUCGAGCUCCUCGGGUACGCGCUCGAGGAUCGGCGUCGAUCCCCUGCCCCAGGACAGCAGGGAGCUCGCGCGACUGGAGGUGCCGAUCGAGCUCGCGGUCCGCAACCUGGUCCACAGAGGCAUGGACCGAGACGGCAACGCUGG
Messenger RNA from Prorocentrum cordatum, 1571 nucleotides. Lineage: Eukaryota; Dinophyceae; Prorocentrales; Prorocentraceae. The record is from the annotation of a GenBank genome assembly.